UAAUCUGAUUCAUUCAUUCUCUCUCAAUAAUUCAGCAGAGAUAUUGUGGAGAUUUUAUAUUAGAUUAUCCAUCCAUAGAUUAUGAGCUGACUGGGGAGUUGUUGUGCUCUGCGAUCUAGGGAUUGAUGGCUGAGAGCGGAUCGUAUAAUCUAGGGUUCCGUUUGGAUAUUAAGCAGAUACUAUCGGAAGCUCAAAAUCGGUGGCUGAGACCUGCUGAAAUUUGUGAAAUUCUUAGAAACCAUGAAAAGUUUCAUAUUUCUCCUGAGGCUCCGAACAAACCAGUUAGUGGUUCUGUUUUUCUUUUCAAUCGUAAGAUCUUAAGGUACUUCCGCAAGGAUGCUCAUAACUGGAGGAAGAAAAAGGAUGGGAAAACUGUCAAGGAAGCACAUGAGAAACUGAAGGUAAGCCAUUUGAUAGGACUGGAUCUCAUGCACAUAGUGUUUGUCCACUAUUUGGAAGUCAAGGGUAAUAAGACAAACAACAGCUAUGCUAGAAACAGUGACAGAGUAGUACCGAAUUCUGAAAAUGAGAGCUCACUAACUUCCAGUUUCCGUGGAACAAGCCCAACCAGCACCUUGUCUUCGGCAUAUGAAGAUGCUGAAUCUGAGAGCAAUCACCAAGUAAGUAACACACUUCAUUCAUAUUCGGAAUCCCCAUCGAUUGAUGAUACUGCCCAAUCAAGCUCUUAUAAUCAACUUUUUAAUUCAGGGGUUAAUAAAAAUGACGGAGGCAGUUUUAUAAGUGGGGCUCAAAUCACAGAAGGUUUGCCAUCAUGGCAGGAAUUUUUGCCAGACCCAGCUGCUGGAGAGACUGCUUAUGGACAAGAAUCACAGUGUUUUCUUCCUGCCCAGGACAAUUGGCAGGUGCUUAAUGCAUUGCUUGAUCAGAAAUCUCUUCCUUCAGAUCAAGGAGAGCAAUCUGGGCAAAGAAACAUUCAAAUGUUCCUCUCAGAUACAGAUACUGGAAAUGCAACAAAUUCAAAUAUGGAGGAUGGAAUGACGCUAACAGGAAGUGAAAGCUACUCUUUCCACCUGAGAAAGCCUCUGAUUAAUGGGUUGCAAACAGAAGACAGCUUGAAGAAAGUUGACAGCUUCUCCCGGUGGAUUGCUAAAGAAAUUGGAGAAGGUGGUGAUCUAGAUAUGCAGUCAAGUAAUGGACUUUCUUGGAGUAGUAUGGGAAGCGAGUAUGACCCUAUUAUGUCAGCUCAGCUGCAAGUGGAUACACAUACACUGAAUCCUUCAGUUUCGCAGGACCAGCUUUUUACUAUUAUUGACUUUUCACCUAGCUGGGCUUACUCAACUUUGGAUACAAAGGUCCUCAUUACUGGAAAAUUUCUUACGAGCAGUGAAGAGUUUUCUAGAUACAGAUGGUCCAUUAUGUUUGGAGAAAUGGAGGUUCAGGCAGACGUUUUAGCAGAUGGUAUUCUUUGUUGCUGUGCUCCAUUACAGAAUCCGGGACUUGUCCCUUUCUAUGUAACUUGUUCAAACAGGUUGGCUUGCAGCGAGUUGCGUGAAUUUGAAUAUAGGUCUGGACCAGACCAAAUUAUUGGUUCUAUCAAUUUAAGUGGAGAUAAUGCUAUUAUGAUGCAUCUCUAUCAGAGAUUUGAGAUGAUAUUGCACCGUGAACCUGUUGGAAGUCCUAUACAUUCUGGUGGAAAUGAAUUUGAAAGACUGAGUGUAACCAAUAAAAUAAUUUCAAUGAUGGAGGAGAAUGACCUGGAGGCAGAACUUUCAGAAAAUGAUGGGGCACAUCUGAAGGUGAUUGGGGAGAUGCUCCUUAAAAAGCAUCUUAAAGAAAAAUUUUACUCCUGGCUUCUAAGCCGGGCCGCUGAUGAUGGUAAGGGGCUUACAAUGAUUGACGAGAGAGGUCAAAAUGUGUUGCACCUGGCUGCUGCUCUAGGUUUUGAUUGGGCCAUCCAGCCAAUAAUAAUCUCAGGAGUUAGCAUAGAUUUCCGUGAUGUUUAUGGUUUUACAGCACUUCAUUGGGCCGCAGCUUAUGGCAGGGAGGAUGUAGUUGCUGUCCUUGUUUCUCUUGGUGCAUCUCCUGGACCACUGACGGAUCCAUCAGCUGAAUACCCACUGGGUAGAACUCCUGCAGACUUGGCUUCUUCUAGUGGACACAAGGGAAUAUCUGGCUUCCUUGCCGAGACGUCCUUGACGUCACACCUCUCAACUCUUAGAGUAAAUGAUGGUGGAACUGCAGAAGUUUCUGCAUUUGAACCAAUACAGACAGUUUCAGAACGCUUAGCAGUUCCAAGAACCGGAGCAGAUGUUCCAGAUACACUUUCACUAAAGGAUUCACUUGCUGCAGUAUGUAAUGCCAGACAAGCAGCAGCUCGCAUACACCAAAUUUUCCGAAUUCAGUCUUUUCAGAGGAAAAAGCUUAUUGAUCAGGAGUCUGAUGAUGAGUUGCUGACUCCAGAUGCUAUUUCUCUUGUAGCUGCUAAAACAUCCAGGCUUGGUCAUUCUGAUGGUAUGGCCAAUACUGCUGCUCUACAGAUUCAGAAAAAGUACCGUGGUUGGAAGAAAAGAAAAGAAUUUUUACUAAUUCGUCAAAAAAUUGUCAAAAUACAGGCUCAUGUCAGGGGCCAUCAGGUGAGGAAGAAAUAUAAACCCAUUAUCUGGUCAGUUGGAAUAUUGGAGAAGGUGAUUUUGCGGUGGAGACGCAAAAGAAGUGGAUUGCGUGGAUUUCGAUCAGAUGCCGUCCAGAAAGAACCGGAUGCCCAGAGCAGCUUGCCUUUGCCAGUGCCAGAAGAUGAUUACGACGUUCUAAAGGAAGGAAGAAAACAAACUGAAGAAAGGAUGCAAAAAGCACUAGCAAGGGUCCAAUCCAUGGCUCAAAAUCCAGAAGGGCGAGCUCAGUAUCGUAGGCUUCUAACUGCUGCUGAAGAGUUUCGUGAAAAUCAGGAUGGUUCGGAUAUGUCAUCGAUGUUCCCAGAAAUGAUGAGCGCGGACGAGGAUCUGCUCGACAUUUCCAGUCUAUUGGACGACGACACUUUCAUGUCUCUUGCCUUCGAGUAAGUGCAUACAUUGUAGUCCCCUCUAACUACAGGAAGACAUCAGUGUAUUAGUAUGUGUAGUUCUUGAGUUUGUAUAUAUAAUAUACACACAUCUCUAUGUUGUAGAAUGUCUAUAAUCAUUUUCGAUAAAGCUCUUUGGUCAUAAUAUGGCUGCUGGUCACACAGUGAGUUAAUGUUGAAACCAAUUUACAUA
Molecule: messenger RNA, 3212 nt
Organism: Salvia hispanica
Lineage: Eukaryota; Viridiplantae; Streptophyta; Magnoliopsida; Lamiales; Lamiaceae
Source: RefSeq, a predicted model, not a curated record